This is a messenger RNA of Strigops habroptila (Kakapo), 2745 nucleotides long. It is a transcript of the gene PRR35, whose product is annotated as proline rich 35. The record is from RefSeq and is a predicted model, not a curated record. The transcript has 2 exons. NCBI's taxonomy places the organism in Eukaryota, Metazoa, Chordata, Aves, Psittaciformes, Psittacidae. The coding region runs from base 1 to 2547 and encodes 848 amino acids.
AUGUCCAAGGACGACGUGGGCUGCAAGUUGACCUCGGUCUACAAGCACAAGGAGAGGAAGCCGAAAAAGCCUCACUACAUCCCGAGGCCAUGGGGCAAGCCGUACAACUACAAAUGCUUCCAGUGCCCCUUCACCUGCAUGGAGAAGUCCCACCUCUACAACCACAUGAAGUACAGCCUGUGCAAGAACUCCCUCUCCCUCCUUAUUGAGUCUGAAUGGCCCUACAAGAAGGGCAACCUGCUGCACCCAGAGCUGCGGCUGCUGCACGCAACGGAGACCUCCUGCCUGCGCGGGCAGCGGGACGAGCAGGAGACCUGUGACUCCUCAGCCACGUCAGCAGGGUCGGUGAGGGCCAAGCAGAACAUCAGAGACAGCCACAAGGACAAGCCGAUGUCAGCGGUGGACAUCCUGCCUGCUGGUGAGGGGGCUGGUGAAGAAGGUGGCCAGUUCCAAGAGGAGGAGGAUGAUGUUGCUGGCCUGUUGAGGGAGAUGGGGGAAAAGAAGGAGAAAACUGAGGAGGCAGGUUGCCAAGGUGACCCAACUGAACCAGAAGUGAAUGCUUUGGUCUUGGGUUUCAAGAACAAGAGGGAUAAGCCUUGCAAGGAGGUGGAGCCCGACUUCAUUAUCACGGAUGUCUUCUCCCUCAAGAACCAUGUCAUGAAAAGCAGGGAAAUGACCUCCCCAGACCUAGAUGCUAAGCCAAAGCAUUGCAAAGCGCCAAAGAAAUGCCUGGCCAGCAGCGGGAUCCUUAUGGAGCAGUGGAAGCUGGUGGCAAAUGGGCAAAGGAGGAACACACCUGAGGUUUCUCCAACUUGUACUGACAGCAACAUCAUCCCAUGCUACCCCCCUCCAGCCUACGGUGACUACCACGAACCUCAGGGCCUCAACCUCUCACUGCUGGGUAUUAACUACCCAUUAAACCCCAGCCUGUUCUCCUACCUGAGCCCCACCAUGGCCAACAGUGCUACAACACACCAACACUUGGCUCAGCUGCCCUUCCUGGCCUCCACGGCCCAGCUGAUGCACCCACAUGCCUCCCACUUCCAGCCUCUGCAGAGCCCUGAGCGCUCAGCCUUCCUGCCCCGCUUCUACUACCCCUUGCUCUUCGAGCACACCUUCGUCUCCACGGAAAGCAAGAUGCCCUCCAGCAAGCCAGAAGCCCAGCAGCUGGUGGGCUCUGUCAUGCCCACACCGCCCCAAGCAAAACCUCCCAGUGAGCCAACCAAAUCAGGGCUGCUGAAGGUCCCAGUUCUGAAGACAGGCUUUCCUUGGUCCAAAGGUGUCAGAGAGGAGCUGGCCUCUGAGCUCAGCCACCCUGCCAUGCUGGGGCAGGAGGAAGAGGAGAAAUGGUUGUCCCAGGAGAAGGAGAGCAGCCCUGCACUGGGCCUCAGCAACCUAUGCAAAAAGCCAUCUACUGACAUCUACCAAAACACAGUGGGGAUGAAGGAUGGUGCUUUCGCCCCCAGCAGUGUCCGGAAGACAGAGCUACCGAUGGUGACCUGUCUAGAGACCAACAGCCCUCCAGGCAACUCCCUGAAGAGGAAGUUCUCUGCCAAUGGGCUGGAUUUGAUAGGACCCGAAAGGCUGAUGCCUGGAAAACUCAGCUACCAGAGCAGUGGUUCAAGGGCCAACCCUGGCCACAUCCCCAAAGCCCUGGACCACUGGCACAUGGAGGUCCUUGCAGGCCAACCUGAGGAACUAGAGAGGGGCAACAACACUGAAGUUCUUCCCUCUGUGGGUGCUGGCCUGGACCAAGGCCCCUGCAAGCAGAGCAGACCCCAAGAGACUUCUGCCACCAUGACAGACUCUGAGGCCACAAACGUGCUUAUAGGGGACCUGUCCAAAACCUUAGAGGAGUACCAAGAGGUGGAGAAGAAGCUCUCUGAUCUGGCAAAGGAGGACACCCCUGGGCAAAAGGAGCUGAGGGACCAGCUGGUCAAAAUCCGAAGGGAGCUCUACCACAUCCACCAGGCACUGGAGAAAGCCACCAAACCCCAUGAGGGACCUCUGGACCUCUCAGUGAAGAGAUCCUCGGAAGGUCUGGAGAAGGUCCAGCAGGCCAAGAAGGAGCCCUGCAACAUGAGCUUGGGAAGUGAGAAGCUCCACGGCAAAGACCAAGGGGCCCUCAAAUGUACAGCCCCCGGGGAGGCUGGAGACGGGGGGGAGCUGCCAAACUGCCUCCUCGAGGCUGAGAACAAAACCAUCGACCUGCUGAUCAAGAUGAGCCACUCCGAGAGCCUGCGAGCAUCCUCCUCGGAAGCCCACCUGGGGGCUGUCAUCAAGGCUGAGGUCCUACCCCUCACCAUGCCCCUGGAGCUCCGGAGUGUGAUGGAGCCCUACUACAGCCGUACCACCAAGUGUGAGGCCGACUCCAGUGUCCUCCUGUGCUCUGAUGGCAGGUCCAGCGCCAGCCAAGGCCCUCAGCUCCUGGUCCCCGCCGAGGACAUGCCACUGGGCUGCCGGGCCAUGCAGCGCUCCCUGUCCUGCAGCCUUCCCAGUGAGACAGACGCAGGCUGUGUCCACAGCCCUCUGCAUGCCGACCCCUAAGUCCACCUCGCUCGAAAGCUCCUGGAUCUCACUGACCACCUCAUGUUCCACCUCUCUGCUCUCCCUCUCCCCCAUGGAUGAAAGCUUAACCACUGCCUGGCUGGGGACAUGUUUUGUGGGGUCCCAGCCAGCUCCCCCCAGCUGACUUGCUCCCCCCAGUCUUGCUCCCAGCUGACUCCACAAGGUGUAAAAAGCCAG